Messenger RNA from Dipodomys spectabilis (banner-tailed kangaroo rat), 513 nucleotides. It is a transcript of the gene Higd1a, whose product is annotated as HIG1 hypoxia inducible domain family member 1A. NCBI's taxonomy places the organism in Eukaryota, Metazoa, Chordata, Mammalia, Rodentia, Heteromyidae. Gene Ontology annotation, biological process: negative regulation of apoptotic process; mitochondrial respirasome assembly. The transcript is spliced from 4 exons. The record is from RefSeq and is a predicted model, not a curated record. Gene Ontology annotation, cellular component: mitochondrion. Bases 97 to 378 code for a protein of 93 amino acids.
CGUGACCCCCGGGGCGCGCGGAGUCCCCGGAGCCGGGCGGAGGAGCUGCUCGACGUCGCCGCGGCGGUGCGUGAGAAGAUUCUUCAAGCAAUCACAAUGUCGACCGACACAGAUGUAUCUCUCUCUUCAUACGAUGAAGGCCAGGGCUCUAAGCUUGUGCGGAAAGCUAAAGAAGCACCCUUUGUCCCUAUUGGAAUGGCAGGGUUUGCAGCCAUUGUGGCAUACGGCUUAUACAAGCUGAAGAGUAGAGGAAACACAAAAAUGUCCGUUCACCUCAUCCACAUGCGAGUAGCAGCCCAAGGCUUUGUCGUGGGAGCCAUGACCCUCGGUAUGGGCUAUUCCAUGUACAAGGAAUUCUGGGCGAAACCUAAACCUUAGAAGAAGAGAUGCUGUGUGUGUCCUGUUGUGAAAGAGCUUGCUUUAAUUAGACAUCUCAUAUUGAGGUUUCCUGUUGAUGAUAGAAAUAAAUGAUUUGAGUGUGUUCCAGAGAUAACACGGUAUUUUCAAUAAUGG